AUGUUUUAAUUAGUUUAAUAAACUAAUUAAAAUUAUUUACUUCUGCUCAAAGAAUUAAAUAAGCUUUCUCUAUUCUUUGACACAUAAGUUGUUGGCAUAAGAAAAUUAGAAGAAUAUUAAUUAAUAUCUUUGCUUUAUUAAGAAAUGCCUCAAUUAAAUAUUUUAGAAUUAAAAUUACAAAAAGAUAAUCUAAUCGAUUUUGGAGAUUCUAAUAAUCUCGUAUCGUUAUUUAUUUAGUAGACAUAAAUAAAAACUUUGAAAUUAGAAUUAAAAGAAAAUAACUUAAAAAAUACUUUUAUGGUUAAUCUAACAAAAAAUUUAAAUAAAUUAAUCUAAUUAAAGUAAUUAGAUCUAACUCUAAAGGAUAGUGAGAGUGCAAUUGACCUUAAAUCAAUUAUUUAGAAUUUAUUUGUGUUGAAUUUAGAUGAUCUUUCUUUAACAGUAGAAAGGUGUUAGAUUGACCAAAAUGAAAAUAAUAUUGGUCUAAUAAAUAAUUAAUCAUAAAACUUUAUGAAAAAUAUUGGUUUAAGAUUUGUAGAAAUCGAAAAUAUUGACAAUGUUAUAAAAGAUGUUUUAAGCAACAUAAACCGCUUUCUAAAUUUAGAAAAAUUCUAUUUUCAUUUAGAUAGAAUUAAAGGAUUAGAAAACUUACAAAUAGAAAGGCAAACAUGGAGAGAUGAAAUAUCUAAUUCAAUAAAUGUUAAUGUCGAAAUAUUAAAAACAAUUGUUUCUCAAUCAUUAAUUGACCAUAUUAACAACAAUUUACUUUAAGAUCAUAAAAAAUUAAUAAUUUCCUUAAAUAAAUAUACAUUUCAAAAUUGA
Tetrahymena thermophila SB210 is the source of this 822-nucleotide messenger RNA. RefSeq lists its product as hypothetical. The transcript has 3 exons. The record is from RefSeq and is a predicted model, not a curated record. NCBI's taxonomy places the organism in Eukaryota, Ciliophora, Oligohymenophorea, Hymenostomatida, Tetrahymenidae.